AUGGACGCAUAUUCCGGAUACAACCAGAUUCCGAUGCACCGACUAGACGAAGAGAAAACAGCGUUCAUCACCCCAGACAGGACGUACUGCUACACAGUAAUGCCCUUUGGUCUAAAAAAUGCUGGAGCAACCUAUCAAAGAGUGGUUAACAAGAUAUUUCGAGACUUAUCCGGUAACAAAUUAGAAGUCUACAUAGACGACAUGCUCGCCAAGACCGAAUCCGGCGAACAACUAACCGACGACCUCAAGGUCAUAAUGAACACCCUACGAAAGCACCAAAUGCGACUCAACCCGGCAAAAUGUGCCUUCGGAAUGGAGGCAGGGAAGUUCCUCGGCUUCAUGAUUACGCAACGCGGAGUUGAAGCAAACCCAGAGAAAUGUCGCGCCGUCCUCGAGAUGACGAGCUCCAAAAACCUUAAAGACAUCCAAAGGCUUACCGGCCGACUGACGGCAUUGUCACGCUUUCUCGGGGCUUCGGCCCAAAAAGCGACCCCUUUCUUCAAACUAAUGAAAAAAGGAGCCCCUUUCAAAUGGGAGACGGAAUGUGAAGAAACAUUCCAACACUUCAAGAGGGUCCUAGCGGAAUCACCAAUCCUCGCCAAACCCCAAACAGGGGAAACACUUUACUUAUACCUCUCCAUAACGGAAGAGGCACUCGCAGCAGCACUCGUCCGCGAAAACGAGAAAAAGGAACAAAAAACCGUAUACUUCAUAAGCAAAGUCCUACAAGAUGCGGAAGCUCGCUACUCACGCUUAGAAAAGCUAGCUUUCACACUCCUUACAGCCUCCCGACGCCUACGACAAUACUUCCAAGCUCAUUCCAUGACGGUUCGAACCGACCAGGCGGUCAAGCAGGUGUUGCAGAAACCCGACCUAGCGGGAAGAAUGCUAGCGUGGUCCAUCAAACUAUCUCAAUUCCAGAUCAAAUUCGAACCCCGAAAUGCGAUCAAAGCACAAGCUAUGGCCGACUUCAUCGCCGAGAUGACUCCGGGAAAGCUCACCCCCGAAUCAUGGAAACUACAUGACGACGGCUCAUCAAACUCCACCUACGGAGGCGCCGGAGUCAUACUCGAAAACCAAGACAGGAUCACGAUCGAACAGUCGGUACUAUAUGAAUUUCCAGUAUCAAACAACCAAGCAGAAUACGAGGCCCUCUUGGCAGGCCUAUCCUUAGCCCGGGAAGUCGGAGCAAAGGUCCUAGAAGUAAAUACCGAUUCACAGCACGUCCCUAGGGAACGAAAUGCCAGAGCAGACCUACUCUCCAAGCUAGCCAGUACCAAACCCGGACACGGUAAUAAAUCACUAAUCCAGGAAGUCGUUAAGACACCCUCUGUGUCAACAACAACCAACGCUCACCUGACAAUCUCAAACCAGGGAUCUUGGACCUACCCUAUUCUGCAAUACCUCCUCGAUGGAACACUGCCACCAGACCCCAAAGAGGAAAAACGAAUAAAAAGGGAAGCCGCCAACUAUACCAUUGUCACAGGACAGCUAUACAAACGCGGAUUCUCGCAACCCCUGCUCAAAUGCAUCGAACCCGAGAACACGGAGUACAUACUCCGUGAAAUCCACGAAGGCUGCUGCGGUCACCACGUCGGAGGCAAAACAUUAGCCCAAAAAGUCAUCAGAGCAGGCUAUUUCUGGCCCACGGUUAUCCGGGAUUCCAUACAAAUAGUUAAAAACUGCGACAAAUGCCAAAGACACGCCAAUAUCCACCAAGCCGCGCCGCACCAGCUCAGCACCAUAUCGGCAGAGCGGCCGUUCGGCACUUGGGGCAUCGACCUCGUCGGACCCUUCCCUACGGCACCUGGCCAGCUUAGAUACCUCAUCGUCGCCAUAGACUACUACACUAAAUGGAUCGAAGCCGAACCCCUGUCCUCCAUAACGGCAACCCAAUGCCGAAAAUUCCUCUGGCGUCAGAUCAUCACCCGAUUCGGGAUCCCCGAGAUCGUUAUCUCGGACAACGGAACCCAAUUUACCGACAAAAAAUUCAGAGAAUUUUUAGAGGGGCUAUGUGUAUCUCACCGUUUCAUCUCGGUAGAACACCCUCAGACAAACAGACAGGUAGAAUCCGCAAACAAAAUAAUCGUCAAAGGACUUAAAAAGCGGCUCGACGAAGACAAAGGACUAUGGGCCGACGAACUCGGGUCGGUCCUAUGGUCAUACCGAACCACACCUCAAACGACAACGGGAGAAACACCUUUCCGACUAACAUACGGUGUCGAGGCGGUCAUCCCGGUAGAGAUCGGAGACCCAAGCCCCAGGAAAACGGUCAGAGGUAACGACGAGGAAGCAGAACGAGACCUCAUUGACGAAACCAGAAGCAUAACCCAUCUCAGGGAGCUAGCCCUAAAGCAAAGAAUCAGCCUGAGAUAUAAUCACGGAGUCAUCCGGCGAGAAUUCGCGGCCGACGACCUCGUCCUACGACGAAACGAUAUCGGUCCCCCGACCCCAGGAGAAGGGAAGCUCACCCCCAACUGGGAAGGACCAUACAGAAUCAAGGCUGUAAUCGGAAAAGGAGCGUACAAACUCGAACGGCUCAACGGCGACGAAGUCCCGAGAACAUGGAACGCCGCCAACUUGCGAUGA
Molecule: messenger RNA, 2589 nt
Organism: Arachis ipaensis
Lineage: Eukaryota; Viridiplantae; Streptophyta; Magnoliopsida; Fabales; Fabaceae
Source: RefSeq, a predicted model, not a curated record